CACCUGUGACUUGACGACGCAGGACUUCUCCCGAGUUCUAAUGCAACACCUGUUUCAGUGAUGAGCCCACAGCGUGUUCAGUGGUAACAAGUGUCGCCACCUAUUCAUGCAUGGGAUGUACCAUUUAAGCCCUUCCAGCACCGUUUGCACGCACAGCCGCUCCGCUUCGGCGAAGAAGCCAUGAGCCAGCAACAGCCGCCAAGAGCUGGACUCCAGCGCGUGGGGCCCGGCGAUGUGUACCCGGUGCACGGGGACCCGGCCGCCCGAGUCCAGCGUGAGGAGGCCCUCUCCGGUAACCGUGACCCCGGCGAACCUGGCCUCGUCGUCACCGAGACUGACCUCCCCGGUCAACGCCUCGUCACCACCGUCUCCGGCGGCCAGGUGGUGUCGCAGUUCGCGGUGCCGGCGCCGUCGGAGGCGAAGGGGGCGGGCGACGGGGUGACGAUCGGCCAGGCGCUGGAGGCAGCGGGAAUGACGGCCGGUGACAGACCCGUGGGCCGCGCCGACAAGGCCGCGGUGCAGGCGGCCGAGGUGAGGGCCACGGGGCUCGGCGGUCCUCUCGCAGGUGGACUGGGGUCGGCGGCGGAUGCGGCGGCUGAGGCGAACGCCCGGGUGGGGAACGCGGCCCAGAGGGCGAAAAUCGGGGACGUGCUCGCGGACGCGGCGGCGCGGCUACCGGCGGACAAGGCGGUGACGAGGGAGGACGCGGAACGGGUGAGGGCGAUAGGGAUCAGGAGGAGGGCGGGGUGGCGGCGGCGGUGAUGGCGGCCUCCGGUAUCAAUGCGGCAAGGAUCAAGUAGAGCGCGCGCUGUAGGGAAACCGGACAUGGCAAAAGAAACGAAGGGGGUGUUUUUGUAAAUGAAGGAUGAGGAAGA
Molecule: messenger RNA, 875 nt
Organism: Musa acuminata subsp. malaccensis (wild Malaysian banana)
Lineage: Eukaryota; Viridiplantae; Streptophyta; Magnoliopsida; Zingiberales; Musaceae
Source: RefSeq, a predicted model, not a curated record